AGGUACCCAUACAACUACCAUGUGUACACGGUCAUCAAGCCGUUGGAGGUGCUGGCGGGGCCGAUUGCGCCGUGGUUUGGACAAGCCGGAGCUGGCGUGCAGUACAAGCUGUAUCAGAGCGUAGGAACUUUGAUCACGAACGGCUAUUUGCGGCGGGAGGACGCGUCGGUGUUGCUUCCUUGA
Dichotomopilus funicola is the source of this 183-nucleotide messenger RNA. RefSeq lists its product as uncharacterized. The annotation marks the transcript as partial. Lineage: Eukaryota; Fungi; Ascomycota; Sordariomycetes; Sordariales; Chaetomiaceae. The transcript has a single exon. The record is from RefSeq and is a predicted model, not a curated record.